AUGCCUACCAACGGUCAUAAUCAUGAAGAACUGGUGGUUUUGCCACCAAACGCCUUGGACAUGAGAACAACAGGGGUGAAUAACAACAACAACAACAACAACAAUAACAAUAAUAACAACCAGGCGUUCAAUGUAAGAGACCGUCUGUUUUAUGCAUUGUUCUACAAGGCUACCUUAGGGUAUGCUAGAAUAUUCCCAAGAUCUCUGAGGAGGCUUAUAGAAUUUGUAUUUUUAUUAAAGGCUGUCUUAUCAUUUUUUGUACUUGUUUAUGUGCAUAUGAAUUUCUCACGAAUGCCAGCCAACUGUUUAGAUCAUGUUAAAGACGUUUGGCCUAGAGAUGGCAUAUUACGAGUGGAGAUUAUUCGAAGUUAUCAACGUAGCUAUGCAGAACAAACAGGCAUGAUAAAUGAAUUGUUCACAGUAGAAAAGUCUUAUGAACGUGAAUACAAACUAAAACGUAUAGACACAAGUGAUGAAAAUUCGUCAUUGUUUAACCGCUUCACUAAAACUAAUAAUCCUGAGAACAAAAGAGAGGUCGAUAUUGAACCAUCAACAGAAGAAUUAGUUGAAAAUAAAUUUCGAGAGACUAGUACUCCAAAACCCAAUUUAUUCAACUAUGUGUCAUUUACAAAUUACUUAAGUGUUGAAGAUGAAAAAAAAGAAAUGUUUAGCAGUACUACUAAGACGAAUCGUCAUACCACUAGUAAAUCAAAUUUUUCAUUAGUAGAAGACUCAGCUCAAUUUCGUUCUACCAAGUAUCCAAAUAGUUCUAUUAGAGGUGUAUUGGGAAUCGAUAGUAGUUCAUUACUCCAGUCUACAAGUACCGCAUUACCUUCGAUUGACGACAAUGAAGGAAUAUUUUAUGAGAAUUACAUUGUUGAAUAUUCUUUGGAGUAUGGGUUUUUGCGUUUGUCGCCCAACGCCAGAACUCGGUUAGGAAUUCCAGUAAUGCUAGUAGCCCUAGAGCCUACUCGAAACAAGUGUUUUGGUGAUUCAGUGGGCCAGUUUUUCUUGGAGUAUUUCCUUGGCUAUGAUGACUUACUGAUGUCCUCUGUUAAAUCACUAGCUGAAAAUGAACAAAACAAAGGAUUUCUCAGAAACGUUAUAACUGGAGAACAUUAUAGGUUUGUGAGCAUUUGGAUGGCAAGAACGUCGUACAUUGCAUCAUUCUUUAUAAUGGUUGUAUUUACUGUAUCGAUUUCAAUGCUUUUGAGGUACUCGCACCAUCAGAUAUUUGUUUUCAUAGUGGAUUUGCUGCAGUUAUUAGAUUUUCACGGUUCGCUCUCUUUUCCGGCAGCGCCACUUUUGACUGUCAUAUUGGCUUUGGUUGGCAUGGAGGCCAUAAUGUCGGAAUUUUUCAACGACACCACCACGGCGUUUUACAUCAUAUUGAUCGUUUGGGUAGCUGAUCAAUACGACACCAUAUGCAGCCAUUGUCCGAUCACGAAAAGGCAUUGGCUAAAGUUUUUCUAUCUGUACCACUUUUCCUUCUACGCUUACCACUAUCGGUUCAACGGUCAAUAUAGCAAUUUGGCUCUCAUCUGUUCGUGGUUCUUUAUUCAGCAUUCCAUGAUUUACUUUUAUCACCACUAUGAGCUGCCGUAUGUGCUGCAGCAAGCCCAACUGCAGCAGGUGAUCAUCCAGCGGCAACAGCAACAGCAUCAGCACCAACACCAACACCAACACCAACACCAACACCAACACCAACACCAACACCAGCCAACCGGCGGGGAUUCCUUGCGGCCGGAGGGCAGAAAUCCGGUGGAGGUGACCAUCAGGCCGGUUCAGAAUUUUAGCCUGAUGAACGGACUAAAUAAUCUGGGUCGUUUGCGGACUGUGUUGUUGCGCCGACGGAGGGUGAGGACUUUUGAGCCACCACCGCCGCCGCCGAAUCCACCCCCAGCCACCCAACAGAAUGGGUCUCCCCAGCCUCCGCGGACGCCUUUGACGACGGCUGACACGACCGGAAGUGCUGGUUCGGAAAACGUUACGGCAGCGGCGCCCACUGUCGCAAUGCAAUAGUGCGCUUUAUAUUCGUGAUGAGCUGCCAAACUACCUACCACCUAUACCUUACAUACCUAUCUUAUAAUUACUUAUAAUACUCCUACUACAACAACAGUAACCAUCACUACUACCAUAACGACGAUGAAAAAAUAUUGCUGCUACUGCUCCUCCUGCUAUUAUUGUAAUGCAGUUAUUAUAAUGCCGCGCAGAUUAAAUUAUAUAUAUAUAUAUAUAUAUAUAUUAUAAUAAAUACACUAACGCUCUAUAAUCUGUGAUACACGUGUGAUAAUGGUGGUGAUGACGACUAAGACAUGUAAAACGAUGUAUAUAAUAUGUAUAUAUAUAUAUAUAUACAUAUAUAUCACGGGAUUCCAAACGGCAGCGGCAUGUGUAUAGCGAUCGUAUAAUAAUUAUAUAUUAUAUUGCUUUUGUUAUUAUUAUUAUUAUUUUGUAUUCUAUAUUUACUUCUGAAAACGGUACAAUCGAGCGUCCGGAAUAAAUUCAUCGUUUUUACAGUAAAUAAUAAUUUAUUAUCAUGUUGCAAUAAUAUUGUGUUUGUCGUUUUUACAAACUCAUUCGCGUGAUUGCGGGGCGGCCAUAUAAAACUGCUGUCGACUUGCUGUGGCGGUGAAAGUAGCAACGGAAAAUAAAAGUGGUGACGGAGCCCGGGAACGUUUUUUUUUUUUUAUAUUUUAGGGUUGUAUUUGUUUUUAUUUUCACUCUACCUAGUUUGUAAAUUACGAUUGUAUAUUUCUUUUUGUUCUAUAGCAUUUGUAAUUAAUAUAUAUAUAUAUAUAUAUAUAUAUAAUAUGUUAAUUAUUAUAUGCUACUUGUUAUUUUAAAAUAUUGAUAAUAUUAUAUAAUUAUACCGCCGUACUAUAAUAUAUCGUGCAGUGUAUAUGUUGUGUAUGACGUGUACGUAAUUUUUUCGAACAUUCAAUUAUAUUAUAUAAACAUGUA
This is a messenger RNA of Rhopalosiphum maidis (corn leaf aphid), 2964 nucleotides long. RefSeq names its product membralin. The transcript has 12 exons. Gene Ontology annotation, biological process: positive regulation of ERAD pathway; response to endoplasmic reticulum stress. Lineage: Eukaryota; Metazoa; Arthropoda; Insecta; Hemiptera; Aphididae. Gene Ontology annotation, cellular component: endoplasmic reticulum. The record is from RefSeq and is a predicted model, not a curated record. Bases 1 to 2022 code for a protein of 673 amino acids.